AUCGUCUGCGGAGUUCGCGUCUCGGUGCCACACUGGAUACCCUACAACACUUGUGCGAGAUGGGAGAGACGGUGUCCGGCAGCGCCCACAACACGGCAGACUAUCUGGCCCAGCUGCUCAAGGAUAAGAAGCAGCUGGCAGCCUUCCCCAACGUCUUCCUGCACCUAGAAAGACUCCUGGACGACGAGAUCAACAAGGUGCGCAACAACCUCUUCCAGGUGAACGGCGUCAAGAAGGAGCCCAUGGUCCUGCCCGACGCGGACGGACCCGUCGUCGCCUGCUCAGAGAAGGUGUACGUCCCGGUCAAGGACCACCCCGACUACAACUUUGUGGGUCGCAUCCUGGGGCCCAGGGGAAUGACUGCCAAGCAACUGGAGCAAGAGACUGGCUGCAAGAUCAUGGUCAGGGGAAAGGGAUCCAUGAGGGACAAGAAGAAGGAGGAGCAGAACCGGGGCAAGCCCAACUGGGAGCACCUGAACGAUGAGCUGCAUGUCCUGAUCACUGUGGAGGACUCGAGGAACAGGGCCCAGGUCAAGCUGCAGAGGGCCACCGAAGAGAUCAGGAAGCUGCUGGUGCCAGUGACUGAAGGUGAAGAUGAGCUGAAGAAGCGUCAACUGAUGGAGUUGGCCAUCAUCAACGGCACAUACAGAGACAGCACGGGAAAGAACAACAACAUCUACAUGUUCCUGGGCGAGCCCGAGGCCGCCACCCGGCUGCUGGCCGCGCCGCCCAUGGCGCUGGCGUCCAACCCGCUCAGGACGGGCGGCACGCCCCUGGGGGCCCCCCUCAUCCUCUCCUCCCGCAUCCCGGUGCCGUCGCUGCUCAACGGGGGCGCCCCGCCGCCCCUCAUCUCGCCCGCCGACGCGGGACUGCUCUACGCCACCUACGGGGACUACCAGCACUACGCCGCCCUCGCAUCGCCGCUCCUGGCAGAGUACCCGCACGCAGACGCCACCGGUGCCGUGGUUAAACAGAGGAGAAAUUUGGGUUUGCGAGAGCACCCCUAUCAGCGCUCGGGCUCCCUCUCUUGAAAGCCUCCAGUCGCCUGAUCCGUGGCCGAGCCGCACUAACCCACCCGCCUGCGAACACUCUUCUGCUGCCGGAUAAUCGACUAACCCGCCUCUCUCUUGUCCCUAAGCUCGAUCUGGAUUAACACUCCGGGAAGCAAGACUCAAGCCACCAGGACGCGUCCUCCGGAUCCUCGGUUUCGGAGGACGCAGCGGCGUGUCCUCUGGAUCCAUCGCUGUUUUACAGGACAAAGUAUAUGAUCCUUUGUGU
Molecule: messenger RNA, 1278 nt
Organism: Uloborus diversus
Lineage: Eukaryota; Metazoa; Arthropoda; Arachnida; Araneae; Uloboridae
Gene: how
Product: protein held out wings-like
Biological process (GO): regulation of mRNA splicing, via spliceosome
Cellular component (GO): nucleus
Molecular function (GO): mRNA binding
Source: RefSeq, a predicted model, not a curated record